AAAAAUUCAUCUCUCAUUCACCAAGAGAAACAGUAAAAAUUCAUCUCUGUCCCCACACCACGAAACACAGUAAACAUUCCUCAUCUCUCUCUCUCCCAUUCACUAAGAAAAUAGCAAAAACCCCUCUCUCUCUCUGAUUCAUCAAGAAAACAGUAAAAACUCACCUCUUUCUCUCUCUCUCUCCCUCUCUCUAACUCUCGUGUCAAAGUGCAGUAUUGCAGUUCAGUUCAAAAACAGAGUAAAGAACUCAUUAAUCGUACACCAAACCCCCUUCUCCGAGUCUGCUUCAGGUCUUACCUUGGUUCAGGUCUUACUUUGGUUCAGAUCUGUGGCGCUUCAGUUGUUAAUGGAGCAGAAUUCAUGAGCUGCUGCUGGAAAAGCUUGGCGUUCGGCAAUUUGAGUCCAGUUCAUGGCUAAGCCACGGCCAACUUUUCUUGAUCACGACACAUCUCCUAACUCCUUGGAUAGUAUAUUCAGAUGGUCAGAAUACUUGAAUCCUGAAACGGUCUCUCCAUCAUCCAGCUGGAAUCAUGCUGCUUCAACGACGCCACCAAGUUCAGGAACUUUCCAUAAGGCUCGGCAUAUGGAAUCUGUGUUCCGGCUUUCCGAGGUUGCCGAAGGACUUCUGACUAAAAUGUACAGAUUGAACCAGAAGUUGGACUACCCAGAUCCAGUUUCAUAUGUAAUUUCAGAUUCAUUUUGGAAAGGCGGAAUGAUACCCAACCAUCCAAGAAUUUGUCUACAUAUUGCUAAGAAAUUCCCUGAGCAUACUAGUAAAUUGCAACUGGAAAGGGUCGAUAAGAUUGGAAUGGACGCACUGCAUGAGAAUGUGGAAAGCUAUAUGGAAAGCUUGGAACCGCUGGUUACACUGCUUCUUGACCUAAUGGUGUUUCGUGAACAAGCAUUGAGACUGAUUUUGGAUCUUAGCAGUACAGUCAUCACCUUAUUGCCCCAUCAAAAUUCCUUAAUCCUACAUGCAUUUAUGGAGCUCUUCUGCUCAUUUGUUCGUGUGAACCUGUUCUCAGAAAAGAUGCCGCGGAAAAUGAUCCUGCAAACCUAUAAUCUUUUGCAUUCUAUGCUUAAAAGUGGUCGAGACUACGAGUAUUACCAUCGGUUGGUGCAAUUCAUUGAUUCAUAUGAUCCACCAUUAAAAGGAUUGCAUGAAGAUCUUAAUUUUGUCAGUCCUAGAAUUGGAGAGGUUUUGGAGGCUGUGGGCCCUAUUGUUUUCUUGUCUACUGAUACUAAGAAAUUGAGAAAUGAGGGGUUCUUAAGUCCCUUUCAUCCUCGAUACCCUGAUAUACUUACAAAUUCUGCGCACCCCAUGAGGGCCCAAGACUUGGCUAAUGUUUCAACAUAUCGAGAUUGGGUGCUUAUUGGUUAUCUUGUUUGUCCUAGUGAGCUGCUUCGAAUAACUGGGAUUGACAUUGCGAUGGUUGUUCUAAAGGAGAACUUAAUACUGACUUUGUUUAAAGAUGAGGUGAUGCAGAUAUUACAUGUCCAGUUGUGCCCUCUUCAUGUUGCAUUUGUGUUUAUUGAACAUGAUUUCAGUUAUUUGCAGUAUAUUCUGUUACAUGAAGAUUAUCAGUCAUACGUUUUGCCAUGGAUAAUGGAAUCGAAAAAGAUGGCAAAAUCUGGUCGAACUAAACAGAAAGAAGCUGAUCUAGAGUAUAAUAUUGCAAAGCAGGUUGAGAAAAUGAUUUGUGAUGUGCAAGACCAAGCUUUAGUGUCUUGCGAUGCCAUACAUCAUGAAAGGAGAGUUUUACUGAAACAAGAGAUUGGGAGAAUGGUAUUGUUUUUUACUGACCUGCCCAGUCUGCUUGCUCCUAAUAUCCAGAUGGUAUUUUCUGCAAUGGCUUUUGCCCAAUAUGAGGUCCUAUGGUACUUCCAACACAUUGGAGUUGCAUCUUCAAAAUCCAGAGCUGCACGGGUGAUAUCGGUUGAAAUAGAUGCAAAUGAUCCAACUUUAGGUUUCUUGUUAGAUGGAAUGGACAGGCUCUGUUGCUUGGUACGGAAAUAUGUUGCAGCAAUAAGGGGAUAUGCAUUAUCAUAUCUAGCGUCUUCUGCUGAAAGGAUCCGUUUUUUGCUUGGUACCCCUGGAAUGGUGGCUCUGGACAUUGAUGCAACCUUGCGGAGUCUUUUUCAGCAAAUGGUGCAUUGCCUUGAGACUUUACCAAAAUCCCAACGGGAGAACAUGUCUGCGGUUACAUGUGACUUAUCUGAAUUGCGUAAGACCUGGUUAUCGAUUUUAAUGAUUGUCACUUCUUCCCGGUCAGCUAUAAAUAUCAGACACCUGGAGAAAGCUACAGUCUCUACAGGGAAGGAAAGUCUGGUAUCAGAAGGAAAUGCUGUUUACAGUUGGUCAAGAUGUGUUGAUGAACUUGAAUCUCAGUUAUCAAGGCAUGGGAGUCUUAGAAAACUCUAUUUCUAUCAUCACCAUCUUACAGCAGUCUUCAGGAACACCAUGUUUGGACCUGAAGGACGCCCACAACACUGCUGUGCCUGGCUUGGUGUGGCCAGCAGUUUUCCUGAGAAUGCCUGUAUAAGUUUGCCAGAGGAGGUCACUAAAGUAGGCCGUGAUGCAGUUGCAUAUGUUGAAUCACUUAUAGAAUCCAUCAUGGGUGGAUUGGAGGGAUUAAUCAAUAUUCUAGACUCAGACAGUGGACUUGGCUCUGUAGAGCUUCAGCUUCUUCCAGAGCAAGCAGCAAUUCGUCUGAACCAUGCUUCACGAGCCUCAGCCACUCCAGUUAGACCGGUUAAAGGAUUAUCUGAUCUACCCUUGCCUGGCCAUGAAAGUUGCCCAGAAAACAGUAAUUCUAUCAAAAUGAUAGAGGCUGCAAUGCAGAGGUUGACGAAUCUUUGCUCAGUUUUGAAUGAGAUGGAACCAAUAUGUGUUCUCAAUCAUGUUUUUGUUCUACGUGAGUAUAUGAGGGAUUGUAUCCUCAGCAACUUCAAAAGAAGACUGCUUGCCAUGCUGAAAACAGACACUGACCUUCAGCGUCCUUCCGUACUCGAGUCCAUGGUCCGCAGGCACAUGACCAUAGUCCAUAUUACGGAGCAGCAUGUGAGCAUGGACCUCACUGAAGGCCUUCGUGAAGCCCUACUCACCGAGACAUUCUCAGGCCCCAUUCAAAACCUACAUCAACCCUCUGAAAAACCAUCAGACCAACUUGUGGGCCCUGCAGUUUCAACUGUCUGUGAAUGGUACAUUGACAACAUAGUCAAAGACAUAAACAAUGCAGGCAUCUUGUUUGCACCCAAGCAUAAGUGCUUCAAGAGCGCAAGGCCAGUCGGUGGAUUCUUUGCAGAAUCUGUGACCAAUGCAACAGAGCUUAAAGCCUUUGUUAGGCUCUUUGGCAUGUAUGGGGUGGACCAACUUGACCGAAUGAUGAGCGAGCAUGUGGCCGCACUUAUAAACUGCAUUGACAUUGCCCUAAAGUCGAACAAGGAUUCCCUUGAGGCCUUCUCUUCGACCAUGCACAAUUUUGAAGUGGGAGAAAUGGAGGGGAGCUUGAAGCAAGUUGUCGAUGUGGACACAACUGUGGGUUUUUGUGUGCAAGCUGGUCGAGCUCUUGCAUUUGGGGGUUUGUUAGCUGAGGCAACAAGGGAGGUUAUGGAGGAGAAUGUGCCCCUUGUCUUCUCGAUGUUAACAUUAGUGGCUGAGAAUUUGCCUGAGGAAAUGCCUGAGAGAACUGAGAUUGCAAGGUUGAGGGCAGUAGCUAGCAGCAUUGAGUUGGGUUGGAAGCGUGACACACAAUGGGUGAGGUCAAUACUAAUGGAAUUGGGAGGAGCCACAGAUGGCUCUUGGAGCCUGUUGCCUUACCUAUUUACCACAUUCAUGAUGUCUGGGUUUUGGGGUGUGACUACUUUUAACGUUGAUAUUGGUGGUUUCACCAAUAAUAUACACUGCUUGGCACGGUGCAUGAAUGCAGUAAUUGCGGGGAGUGAGUUUGUUCGGGUUCAAAGGAGGGAAAUGGAAAGAGUCUCCAAUGAAGCACCUGAGGCUGAAGCUCAUGGACUAGUAGCAGUUGAGGCAAGCAUCAAGUCAAUGAUGCAGCUCUUUGUCAAGAGCUCAACUGCUGUUAUGCUUGAUUCAGGGGGUGAGAAUAACAGGUCUAAUCUUGUAUCCAAGAUCAUUUUCCUGGAUCACCUGUGUGAGAUGUCUCCCUACCUUCCAAGGACCACACUCGAGUCCCAUGUGCCAUACUCUAUUCUACGCUCUCUAUACCACCAAUAUUACGGAAACUGCAGAAAUCCAAUGGGUGGUCCUUUAUCCUUACUCCAACCAUCACCUCGCCAUUCACCAAGUCCUUUAUCAUUAGCGUACACAUCUCCAAGAGUUGGGCGUGCAACUCUUGAGCUAAAUGGGAGCAGCUCGACCUCUUUCAAAGCAUCAUCAAGACUCCACGAAGUUGAGACUUCAAGCAUACGGAGCACCGAGAAUAGGCCCCGACAUGUGAGGAAUUCAGGCCCCUUGGAGUAUAGUUCCAGUCGGAAGGUAACAUUUGUUGAGGGCUCCAAUUCAGGGAGCACAGGCCCUAGCCCGUUGCCUAGGUUUGCUGUUUCAAGAUCAGGCCCAAUAUCUUACAAAUGAGUGGCUGUGUGCUUUCCACUUCUUCCCUUAAUAUAAUUGCUUAAUGUAUGUAUGAUGGUUUGCUAGUUAGCUUGGCUGGUUUAGGCAGAGCUCACUGGGUCCAUGUCUUUGUGUGGUUUUGUUGUUUUCUUCUUAGAUGAGUAAAGUUCAUUUUCCAGUGAGUUAGAUGCAUUACCAUCAUGCCCAAAGUGGCUAUUGACUUCAGAAAAAUGGCAAACUAUGCCUUCAGCAUGAAAUCUGAUGGGCGAGAAUAUGCAUCCUGGUAUCUUGUAAUGAUUCAUGAUGCGGGUGUGAUGUUUCAACUAUUCAGACAUUGAGAUCACUUUCAGCCUGCUGGACGCCAUGUCGGAUGUCUUGGAAAACAUGUUGCUUUCCCCAUUAUAAUACAGCUGCCAAAAAGUUAUAUGCUUUUUUUAUUUAUUUAGUGGUUCCGAAAAGUUGUAUGUUUUCUAUGCAUACAUGACCUUAGAUGGGAAGGUUAACAUAAUA
This is a messenger RNA of Amborella trichopoda, 5080 nucleotides long. Lineage: Eukaryota; Viridiplantae; Streptophyta; Magnoliopsida; Amborellales; Amborellaceae. The record is from RefSeq and is a predicted model, not a curated record.